Messenger RNA from Funneliformis mosseae, 248 nucleotides. The record is from the annotation of a GenBank genome assembly. NCBI's taxonomy places the organism in Eukaryota, Fungi, Glomeromycota, Glomeromycetes, Glomerales, Glomeraceae.
AUCGUCAUGGUAUCCGGUUGGUAUUUCAACAAUAUGGACAAAUUGGUGUAUUUGAUUUUAUGGCUUUAUUGACGAAUUUAGUAGCAGCUCUUGCUUUAUUCAAAGUUGCAACUUUCCUUGUUGAAUUAUUAAUGUUGAGAUUUUUGCCUCAAAAGGACCAAUAUGAACAAUUUAAAUUCGAAAAAACUCUUGAUUUUAGUGAUAUACGUAAAGGUACAAGUGAUAAAGGUUCGGUUAAUAGUGCUUAG